AUGCCUGCUACCGACCCUGUAAGGAGCAUUGACGCUGCAUGUUCUUCUCGCGGGCUUGUGACAGUCAUCGGCAUGGUGGUUUCCAAGCUAGACGCCUACCGCACCUCUGGCUCUUCAUAUUGUAUCACUUUUGAACUCAAAGAUUAUGAUUUCGAUGGCCCCGACUGGGCAAAUAGUCUGAAAAUCAAGUAUUUCAACGACAACGAAAGCAAGCUGCCCCCCGUUCUGAAACACGAUGUAGUCCUUCUUCGGAACAUUCGAGUCGGUGAAUAUAAAGGCAAAGUUACCGGCGCUGCCUAUCAAGGCCAAAAGGUCCCAUGGGCUAUAUUCAGACACGAAGAAGAUUCCACCAAGAGCCCAUCUAUCACUACCGGGCCUGACCCUUUCUCUCCGACAGCAGCAGAAAAAAGGAUUGCACUCGCGCUUCUAGACAAGUAUACACAGGAGGUGCAAAAUAACACCUGGCGAACCGGUCCACCAGGCCAAAACCAAGUGGUCCAGGCUAUUCCAUCUGCAAAAAAGAAAUCAGGUCUUCCUAUGACCCUGAUAAAAGAUCUUGAGGCCAAUUGCUACGUCCAAAUCGUCGGCCAGGUAGUAAAAGACCACAAUUAUGAGAGCGACAAAAGUACCAUUUGGAUUACUGACUACACCGUCAAUGAAUCUCUGGUUGAUUACAAGAAGGACGACGACGAGACAGGGACCGAUGGCGACAAAUUCGGCUACUUAACUCGCAAGGAGGAUGGAUGGCCUGGUCCAUGGGGAAAAUUGACUAUGCAAGUCACGCUGUGGGAUCCGCAUGCCGCUUAUUCCCGGAAUAAUGUCAAGCCAGGUGACCUCGUGCUCCUUGGAUCUGUUCGCCCCAAAUACAGCAACCACGGUAACCUUGAAGGAGUCGUCCAUGAAGACAAGAAAUUUCCAGAAAAGGUUCAUCUGCGCACUAUUUCGAGUGACUACAGCGAAGAAGCACAAGAGCUCAUGAAGCGUCGAAAAGCAUAUUGGGAGAUCCAUGGAGAGCCCAAAACCGAGAACAAACAGUCCAAAAAACAAAAGAAGAAAGCAACAGAGAAAGAGAAAAGCAGGGAAGAGGGCCAAACGGUAAUAUCAGCAACGUUGUCCCGGGCGAAGCGAAACCCUAAUGUGAAGACACGCGAAUUCGGAAUUCCAGUGCGCUCCGUGGAUUCGAUCCUAUCAGCCGAAACCCACAUCAUCUCUCUCCCGGGUGGUAUUAGCUACAAAUUACCAUUUCAAAACGUUGCCUACAAUAUCAUCGCUCGAGUCGUCGACUUCUUCCCCCCAGAUCUGGCAGAUUUCGCAGUGCAAGUCCGAACAAAAACCAUUGCACACCAAAGCCAAGAACACAGGACAUGGGAGUGGCGUUUUUAUCUUCUGGUGGAAGGCAUUGAACCAGUGAUCUUAAAGGAUCAACCGCGAGAACAAAUGAAGAUCUUCGUCUCCGGUGCAGAAGCUGAACAUCUGCUUUGCCUGGAUCCUACUGAUCUUCGCCAAAAUCCAAGUAAUCUUAAUGAGCUGAGGGAAAAACUAUUCCUCCUAUGGGGCAAUCUUGAAGAGAAGAAACGAGAAGGAGCUGUGAAUAUGGUUCAGGGUCAAGCUUGGACACCACCAGCGGGGAUUUCAGGCGUACCGAUGCAGUGUUGUAUUAAGGAAUAUGGGGUCACAUGCGUCCAUUCCCGAGACCCAGAUGCUAUGCAGGUUGACGGAGAGCCGUGUGGUGUUCAGGAAGGGUGUUUUGGAUGGGAGAGACGGUUUUCUUUGUAUGGUACGACUAUUCAUGAAUAA
Molecule: messenger RNA, 1797 nt
Organism: Penicillium pulvis
Lineage: Eukaryota; Fungi; Ascomycota; Eurotiomycetes; Eurotiales; Aspergillaceae
Exons: 3
Coding region: 1-1797 (598 amino acids)
Biological process (GO): regulation of telomere maintenance via telomerase; telomere capping
Cellular component (GO): nuclear telomere cap complex; chromosome, telomeric region
Molecular function (GO): telomerase inhibitor activity; G-rich strand telomeric DNA binding
Source: RefSeq, a predicted model, not a curated record